Molecule: messenger RNA, 981 nt
Organism: Artibeus jamaicensis (Jamaican fruit-eating bat)
Lineage: Eukaryota; Metazoa; Chordata; Mammalia; Chiroptera; Phyllostomidae
Gene: NME5
Product: NME/NM23 family member 5
Exons: 6
Coding region: 240-878 (212 amino acids)
Biological process (GO): negative regulation of oxidative stress-induced intrinsic apoptotic signaling pathway; UTP biosynthetic process; GTP biosynthetic process
Molecular function (GO): nucleoside diphosphate kinase activity
Source: RefSeq, a predicted model, not a curated record
GACAGUGUUUAGGAAAUCCCAAGGUACAGACGUCAAGGGGAAACCAUAUGACAGGCAUAUCUCGUUUUAUUGCACUUAGCUUUCCGUGCUUCACAGGUUUUGCAUGUUUUACAAACUGAAGGCAAGGCCCUCCACCAGCAAAAAUAUUACUACUCCCUUUAUUGCAACACUCGAGACAACCUGCAAUACUCCCAAGUAUAUCUGUAUUGAGACACUACUUACAGAAAAAGAAAUCGAGAAUGGAAAUAUCGAUGACCCCACCUCAGAUAUAUGUAGAAAAAACUCUGGCCAUUAUCAAACCAGAUAUUGUUGACAAAGAGGAGGAGAUACAAGAUAUUAUUAUCAGAUCUGGAUUCACCAUUGUUCAGAGAAGAAAACUACAUUUCAGCCCUGAGCAAUGUAGUAACUUUUAUGUGGAACAGUAUGGGAAAAUGUUUUUCCCCAAUUUAACGGCUUACAUGAGUUCUGGACCACUUGUUGCCAUGAUAUUAGCUAGACAUAAAGCCAUCUCCUACUGGAAAGAACUUUUGGGACCAAGUAAUAGCUUAGUAGCUAAGGAGACACACCCAGACAGCCUAAGGGCAAUUUAUGGCACAGAUGACCUAAGGAAUGCCCUUCAUGGGAGUAUUGAUUUUGCCACAGCAGAAAGAGAAAUUCGAUUCAUGUUUCCUGAAGUGAUUGUUGAGCCCAUUCCGGUUGGUCAAGCUGCUAAGGACUAUUUAAAUUUAUAUGUAACACCAACUCUGCUUAAAGGACUCACAGAGCUUUGUAAGCAAAAACCAGCAGAUCCUUGUAUUUGGCUAGCCAAUUGGCUGCUGGAAAAUAAUCCCAACAAACCUAAACUUUGUCACCACCCAUUUGCAGAAGAACCUCAUUAAAGUCCUCCAAAGAACAAAUCAUGCACAAUCUCACUGGAAAAGGCAUGCUUCUACCAAAUAAACAAACAAACAAAUAAAUAAAAAUAAAAUAAAAAUCACAAUU